This is a messenger RNA of Dromaius novaehollandiae (emu), 3748 nucleotides long. RefSeq names its product amyloid beta precursor protein binding family A member 3 (gene APBA3). The record is from RefSeq and is a predicted model, not a curated record. Gene Ontology annotation, cellular component: cytoplasm; dendritic spine; plasma membrane. Gene Ontology annotation, biological process: chemical synaptic transmission. Gene Ontology annotation, molecular function: protein binding; amyloid-beta binding. Bases 548 to 2836 code for a protein of 762 amino acids. The transcript has 10 exons. Lineage: Eukaryota; Metazoa; Chordata; Aves; Casuariiformes; Dromaiidae.
CGCCCGGAAGCGCCGCGGCGGCGGGGCCCGGUGGCAUCGCCCCCGCGGGCCGGCGGCGCCGCCCGGCAGCGAGACCCCCCCCCCCUCCGCCCCCCGGCCCGGCCCGGCCCCUCCGCGAGCGGAGUCCCUCCGGGCCGCCCCUCCCGGCCGUCCCCCCGGUCUCCCCUCGGGUCUCCCCGCAGGCUCCGGGGCUUUCCCCUACUCCCAACCGCCCUCCGGGCCCCGAGCCCCCCACCUCCGGGCCCCUCUGCACCCCCCCCGGGCCCCUCUGCACCCCCCCGGGUCUCUCUGCAGCCCCCCCCAGCCGCACUUCAGCUCCCCCCCCCCCCGAGCCACUUUUCAGCCUCCCUCAGCCCCUCGCAGCCUCUCUGCAACCCCCCCCCCCCAGCCCCACUUCAGUCCAUCCUCGGGCCCCUCUCCAGCCCCCCCCGCUUCUCCAGCCCCCCCAGCCCCCCCUUCAUCCCCCCUUGGGCCCCUCUGCAGCCCCGCUGUCCCCCCUCCCCUUUGUCCCCAGCGCAGCGCGGCCGACGUGGGCCGGAGCGACGCCAUGGAGAGCACCAUGGAUUUCCAGGCGGCCGCACUGGCGGCCCCCGAUUUCGGCAGCGACGAAGCCCCGGAGCCACCGGCCAUGGACACGGAGGAAGGGCCUCUGGCGCGGCCCGGCGCCCCCGAGCGCGGCAUGGGCGACGGGCGGCCGGCGGGGCGCCCCUUCGUCGCCUCGCGCUCCAGCCACGGCUCCGGGCAGGACCUGCCUCUCCCUGAGGGUCGACAGCAGCGCCUGGGGCCUGUCUCGGGGCCUGCUUCAGCUUCGGAUCUCGAAGGAGGUGGGGACGCGCAAGCUGAGCUUUGCCGGGAUUUGGGAAGAGAAAUGGAAGAGGAGGAGGUGACUGCAGGGCCGCAGGACGCUGUGGACUGGAAGCCGAGCGCGGGGAGUGCCUCCCGGGAGAUGGGGCCCCCCCGAGCCCCAAGCAGCGGUGACCUGGCGGGCAUGGAGCUGGACGAGGCGCCUGAGGCCGGCGCCUGCCCGGACAGGGCCGAGUGGGCCGAGGACGCGGAGGAUGAGCCCUCGGAGAUCCAGGGCCUGCUGGCCCAGCUCCAGACCCUCGACACCCACCUCUGCGACGACUCGCCCGCCUCGGAGCAGGUUCCGUUGCUCUCCUCGACCGCCGGCGCCGUCCCUCCGCUGGGCGAGCGGACCCCGCGGGGCUAUGGAGAGUGCCGGGGCGAGUGCCGGCCCUGCCCGCUGCACGUGGCCACCGGCAGAGGCCUGGAGACGCGGCCCUGCUGCGCCCAGCACUCGGCCUGCUCCCGGCCUUGCCAUGGCCUGCUCUUUGCCGAGGCCGAUCGGGAGGACUUGCUGAGCCUCUUGCGCUAUGAGGGGGGGCUGCCGGAGGCCAGCACCGAGACACCGCUGGCCCGCUCCGACGUCCUGGCGGGGACCAACCUGGAGAUGCUGCAGGCUCAAGAGGACCUGGCCACUCUGGAUGCACCUGAAGUGCCGGGGAGGCCGGGGAGCCCGGAGGAAGGACGUUCUGGUGGCUGGUAUUACGGAGAGGGGCUCUGCGAGGUCGACUCCACCUGCGUGGACAACCAGGACAGCUCCCCCGAGCCAGCGUGGGUGGCCCUGUCCCCUGCUCCUGCCCCGGAGGCAGAGCAGCCGCCCCGAGGCAGCAUGGCUAGCAAGGAAUCCCGCUCCUCCUGUCCAGCCUUCAAAGACGUUCCAGGCCCCUGCGACCCAGAGGAUCUGCUGGAUGGUGUGAUCUUUGGGGCAAAGUACCUGGGCUCCACACAGCUUGUCUCGGAGAGGAACCCCCCGACGAGUGUCCGCAUGGCACAGGCCCAAGAGGCUGUGGACAGGAUCAAGGCACCGGAGGGGGAGUCCCAGCCGAUGACAGAGGUGGACUUGUUUGUCUCCACACAGAGGAUCAAGGUGCUCACAGCUGACACGCAGGAGGCCAUGAUGGAUCACUCCCUGCAGACCAUCUCCUACAUCGCCGACAUUGGCUCCCUUGUAGUGCUCAUGGCACGCCGGAAACUGCCUCGGCGGGCGGAAGCCGCAGAGGAAAAGCGGCUCUACAAGAUGAUCUGCCACGUCUUCCACUCAGCUGACGCCCAGAUCAUCGCUCAGGCCAUCGGGCAGGCCUUUGGCGUGGCCUAUCAGCGCUUUCUGGAGGCCAACAGCAUCAACCCGAGCGAGCUGAGCCCUCGCCAGUACAGCCGUGCCCUCGAGGACCAGGAGCACUACAACGCGGAGCUGACCCACUUCUCCAGGCAGGAGAACUGCAAGGAUGUCUGCAUCCGGAAGCAAAAGGGGGAGAUCCUGGGCAUCGCCAUCGUGGAGUCGGGCUGGGGCUCCAUCCUGCCCACCGUGGUCAUCGCCAACCUCAUGCACGGGGGCCCCGCGGAGAAGUCAGGCGAGCUGAGCAUUGGCGACCGCCUUAUGUCCGUCAACGGGACGAGCCUGGUGGGGCUGCCCCUCCCCACGUGCCAGAGCAUCAUCCGGGAGCUGAAGCACCAAACAGAGGUGACAUUGAACAUAGUGCACUGUCCCCCUGUCACCACGGCCGUCAUCCGGCGCCCCGACUCCAAGUACCAGCUGGGCUUCUGCGUUGAGAACGGCGUGAUCUGCAGCCUGAUGCGCGGGGGCAUUGCGGAAAAAGGCGGCAUCCGUGUGGGGCACCGCAUCAUCGAGAUCAACGGGCAGAGCGUGGUGGCAACACCGCACGAGAAAAUCAUCCAGAUCCUCACGCAGGCCGUCAGUGAGGUCCACAUCAAGACCAUGCCGGCCUCCACGUACCGCUUGCUGACAGGGCAGGAGCAGCCCAUCUUCCUCUGAGCCGCUGGCGGUGCCUGGUUUUCACUGUACGUGCCUGGGACCGGGCAGGAGUGAGCUGGGGGCUGCGAGGGCAGGACGUGCUCUGCCUCAGCACUGUCACUGGAGCCCUCGGGACCCAGCAGGAGACUUUGAGGGCGUGAUGCCCAGCCUGAGCAGUGUUUGGGCAUGGGCUGCCAUGGUUUGGGCCCAUGACCCUUCUCCUCCACCUCCGUUCACCCAUCCCUGCUUCACGGUGCCUGUUCCACUGCUUCACGCAGUCCCUCGCCUUGGCCUGGUGCUGGCAGGAGGGGAGGGGACCCAGCAGGAAACGUUGCCCCAUCCCCUCACCCCCCAGUAGUGCUUUUCACUCACCGAUGGUGCCUUUCCCCGGAAAGGGACAGUGCUUGAGCACAGCUCCUGGGGCUCGUCCUGGCACAGCCCCAAGCAGCGCUACACCCUUUGCACCAGCGUGUGGCACGUGCUGGCACCGAGGGAGAGCUGGGAGCUCGCAAACUCAGCCUUAAUUGCAGCAGGGCCCUUGGCACCUGCUUCUUGUCCCCGGCUUUGCCAGGGGCCUGUCGGGGUGCGUGGUCCCCGUUAGACCUGUUGUACUGAGCUGGGAAACUACCUCUGCCUCCCUGGGAGUGCCUUUAACCGCUCUGCACACAGCCUGGUGUCCCCCGGGCACUGGGUCCCAGCCCUCAGGGCUGUCCCUCCGCACAGCGAAAGGGAACGUGGUGCUGCCCAGCCCCGCUCUUGUCCUGGGUGGUGAUGUGAGCCCCCCAGGCAGCCCUGGGCCCUGGCCCAGAAACGAGGGCUUCCUAGGGACACCCCUUUCAUGAGUGGUUCCCUGGAGCCAUUUGCCUGAGGCAGCGCUGAUGUGACUUUGCCCGUGUGCUUGGUUGAUGUAAAAAUAAAAGUUUUGGGAGCUGU